Molecule: messenger RNA, 747 nt
Organism: Rattus rattus (black rat)
Lineage: Eukaryota; Metazoa; Chordata; Mammalia; Rodentia; Muridae
Gene: Clec4e
Product: C-type lectin domain family 4 member E
Exons: 6
Coding region: 68-715 (215 amino acids)
Biological process (GO): antifungal innate immune response
Cellular component (GO): external side of plasma membrane
Molecular function (GO): carbohydrate binding
Source: RefSeq, a predicted model, not a curated record
UUUUCAGGGGCUCUUUCUAAACUGAGAAGAGAAGGAAUCUAAACUGAGACGAGAAGGAAAGGGAAGAAUGAAUUCAACCAAAUUGCCUGCAUCACACCACACAGAGAGAGAAUGCUUCAAAAACUCCCAAGUGCUUUCAUGGACGAUGGCUGGGGCCUCCAUCCUGUUUCUCAGUGUCUGUUUCAUCACCAGAUGUGUUGUAACAUAUCACAGUUUUCAAAUUUAUGGGCAGAAGAAGUUACAGCCACAUAAAACUAUUAAGGAACUUUCCUGCUACCUUGAAGCAUCAGGUUCAGUCAAGAAUUGCUGCCCUUUGAACUGGAAACAUUUUCAAUCUAGUUGCUACUUUUUCUCUACAACCACCUUAUCCUGGUCAUCAAGUCUAAAGAAUUGCUCAGCCAUGGGGGCUCACCUGGUGGUUAUCAACACAUGGGAAGAGCAGGAAUUCCUUUUUCGCACAAAACCUAGAAGGAAAGAGUUUUACAUUGGACUGACAGACGAGGUUGUGGAGGGUCAGUGGCGAUGGGUGGAUGAUACACCUUUCAAAGAGUCCCUGAGCUUCUGGGAUGCUGGAGAGCCCAAUAAUAUAGCUUUAGUGGAGGACUGUGCCACCAUGAGGGACUCUUCAAACUCCAGGAAGAACUGGAAUGAUGUACCCUGUUUCUUCAAUAUGCCUUGGAUUUGUGAGAUGCCAGAAAUAAGUCCUUUGGACUAGGUGCAAUGGAACACAGAAGACAUGGUUUACAU